Molecule: messenger RNA, 5613 nt
Organism: Loxodonta africana (African savanna elephant)
Lineage: Eukaryota; Metazoa; Chordata; Mammalia; Proboscidea; Elephantidae
Gene: ADORA3
Product: adenosine A3 receptor
Exons: 2
Coding region: 1771-2727 (318 amino acids)
Biological process (GO): G protein-coupled adenosine receptor signaling pathway
Cellular component (GO): synapse; dendrite; plasma membrane
Molecular function (GO): G protein-coupled adenosine receptor activity
Source: RefSeq, a predicted model, not a curated record
CGACAGGGAACACAACGGAGAAUCCCUGAUGGAACAAGAGAAAAGUGGGAUGCAGACCAGACUUAAUGAUCUUAAUGGUCUGACUGAGGCCAGAGGUCAUGGCCCCUGGACUCUCUGUUAGCCCAAACCUAAAACCAUUCCCAAAGCAAACUCUUCCAACAAAGAUUAGACUGGACUAUAAGACAUAAAAUGAUACUCGUGAGGAGUGUGGUUCUUAGCUCAAAUAGACUCAUGAGACUAUGUGGGAUCUUCUGUCUGGAGGUGAGAUGAGAAGGCAGAGGGGGACAGUAGCUGGUUGAAAGGACAUGGGGAAUACAGGGUGGAGAGGAGUGUGCUGUCACAUUGUAGGGAGAGCAACUAGAGUCACAUAACAACGCGUGUAUAAGUUUUUGUAUGAGAAACUGACUUGAAUUGUAAACUUUCACUUAAAGCACAAUUAAAAAAAAAAAAGAUCAGCAGGUCAAAUCUAUCAGCCACUUCUUGGAAAUUCUAUGGGGCAGUUCUACACUCUCCUAUAAGGGUCGCUAUGAGUCAGAAUCAACUCGACAGCAACGGCUUUUUGGUUUAGUGUGAGGGCCAAAAGAACAAACGAACCAGUCUUUCUUAGAAGAAAUACAACCAGGAUGUGUCUUAGAAGCAAGGAUGGCAAGACUCUGGCUUGCUCUCUUUGAAUAUGUCAUUAGAAAAGGUCAAUAGCUAGAAAAAGGGAUCAUGGUUGGUAGAGGGUCAAUGAGAAAGACUGACAGAGAGGCUGAAACAACGGGUUCAGACAUAGCAAUGAUCAGGAAGAUGGUGCAGGACUGUAAUACAAAAGAUAACCGUGAGUCAGAGCCGACUCAACAGCUACUUAACAGCAACAAGUGUGAGGGCAUGUGAGACUUUGUUGGGUGAAUGGACUGGGAAGGGGAGUUAGAAGGUCAGCAGACGUGAUGCUUGUGGGAAGUUUUUGCUGUUCUGAGCAAGGACUCCUAGCUUGUCCCUUUGGCAGGGCAUCUUCGGCCCACUGGCUGGGUUUCAGCUGUCCUCAGCAAAAAGCCUGCUCGUGCUGCCAAAUUUUCAGUGCUUUCUGGUGUGCUAAGAAAGACUAACAAGAAGGACUAACUUCUGGUUAAGGUUAGGGGUCUGCAACCCAACCCAAGUCCCUUUCUUGUUCUUCCUCUCACAGAGUCUUUCUGCUAAGCUGGUGCAAAUUCAGAAUAUUCUGUAGUCAGUACUUCUAGCUCUUCUCCUACCCAGUGCAGCACUUUCAUCUGGUUCCUGAAUGAGUGAUCUCGUGAUAAACCUUGUCUCCCACGCCACUCACACCACCCCCUCCUCUGCUCUCUCCAUCUUCUUGUUGAGCUUUCCUGGCUCUGAACUUCCUCUUGGCCCAUCUCACUUCCUAAAACACCCCUGAAGAGGAUUGCUUAUCUUGAUGGAGCUCGAGAAGCCCUCAGAGGCAGCAGAAGGCAGAGGCCUUUAGUGUGUCUUUCUGGGGAACUAAGAACAGUGGUACUUUCAGAUUCGACCUGCACAGAACUGUCCUCCAGGCUUCCACAUUCCCAGGGAUGUGUGGAUGGAAGUGAUUACCCUGUGAUGGGCACUAUCUAAGGAGAGGUGGAUCUCCAAAAAAGCACCCCACUAGAGAAGACAAGGAAUGGGUGAGCUGUGAGUUUUAGACAAUUGCUACACUUGACUUCUAGGAAGAUGUCUGGCAAGAGAUAGGCACACUGGACCACACGGAUUCUGCUGGCACGCCUAUCACCUGGGAGGCUCCUCUGGGAAAACAAGAUGCCUGUCAACAGCACGGCCGUGACAUUGCCCAGCAUAACCUACAUCACCGUGGAAAUUCUCAUUGGGCUCUGUGCCAUAGUAGGCAACGUGCUCGUCAUCUGGGCGGUCAAGCUGAACCCAAGCCUACAGACCACCACCUUCUAUUUCAUUGUUUCCUUAGCCCUGGCCGACAUUGCUGUUGGGGUGCUGGUAAUGCCUUUGGCCAUUGUCAUCAGCCUGAACAUCACAAUCCACUUCUAUAGCUGCCUUUUCAUGACCUGCCUGCUGCUAAUCUUCACCCACGCCUCCAUCAUGUCCUUGCUGGCCAUUGCUGUGGAUCGAUACCUACGGGUGAAGCUCACUAUCAGAUACAGGAAGGUCAUCACUCAAAGAAGAAUAUGGUUGGCCCUGGGCCUUUGCUGGCUGGUGUCACUUCUGGUGGGACUGAUACCCAUGUUUGGCUGGAACAUGAAACUGACCCCAGGGUACAACAGAAAUGCCACCUGUUUUCCAUGCCAAUUCCGUUCCGUUAUGAGGAUGGACUACAUGGUCUACUUCAGCUUCUUCACCUGGAUUUUGAUCCCCCUGGUUAUUAUGUGUGCCAUCUACCUUGACAUUUUCUAUGUCAUCCGGAACAAACUUAAUCAGAAGUUUUCUAGCUCCAAAGAGACAGGUGCAUUUUAUGGACGGGAAUUCAAGACAGCUAAGUCCCUGUUUCUGGUCCUCUUCUUGUUUGCUUUGUCCUGGCUGCCUUUAUCCAUUGUCAACUGCAUUACCUAUUUUGGAGGUGAGGUAUCACAAGCUGUGAUAUACUUGGGCAUUCUACUGUCCCAUGCUAACUCUAUGAUGAACCCUAUCGUCUAUGCUUGUAAAAUAAAGAAGUUCAAGGAGACCUACCUCUUGAUCUUCAAAACCUGUGUGAUUUGCCGGUCCCCUGAUUCCUUGGACCAAGGCAGUGAGCAGACUUCUGAGUAGUUUAUCCAAGGAAGAUGACCUUCAUAUUCAGAUUGACCUUCAGAUUCAACAAACACUUGCGGUCCUAUUCAUCAGGGCCAGGAGAUUUUAUAUUCCUUGAUUCCUUCCACUGAGAUGGAGAGCAUUUGGCUGGCUGCCUCUAACUGUACCUCCCCUACCCUCUUCCUUUAAUGCAAUUUUCUAGAGGCCUGACUUGAAGACAAUGUACUAUUGUUGCUACUGCUUCCUGUGUUCCUCCUUCCUGUACAGAAGGAGAGAUUACGGAACAUGAAGGAUGCCUCCUUGACUUAUCUAUUGGCUGGACAUUAUGUGAUGGUGGCUCAGUUCCACUCCAUUGCAGCAUCUGGGAACCCUGCUCUCAGCAGAUGUCCAGCAGAUGUUGGGAGCUCAGUGUAAAGAGGACUUAAACUGCUAAAUCACCUGUGAAUGUAUUUGAGUGAAUAAAAUUACAGCUAACUUUUGCAUGUAGCUGUUUGCUGGGAGUCAGGAUCACUCGGGGCUUGGAGACCCAGCUGGCUGCUCCUGGCACUCAGCCUGCUCACUACUUAGAGUCAGUUUGGGUGUUCAUCUGUGUGAAUUCUGGGCUUCUUGUCCCUUUCCCCAGAACAUCCUGCCCCUUAUUCCUGGGCCGAUCAGAGCAUUUGUCAACUUUAUGAGCCAUUCAGCUAUUGUUAGAGAAAGAAUGACCCUGUCUCUGGAGCUGAGUCCUAGUCAUUUGUCCUUGCAAUUCAUUUUAAUAGGAGGAGUUGGGGGUUGGGCAAAAAGAGACGAUGCAUCCCUAUUAUUUACUGAAAACUUCCGUUGCACUCAGAACUUUGCAUGCAUUAUCUCUUUUUGUCUCCACCAUCUGGGAGGUAGGUGCCAUUAUUAUUCUCAUCUCCAUUUUUCAGGAGAAAAAACUGAGACACAGAGAAGUCAAGUAACUUGUUCAUAAUCCAUAAUUAAUAAGUAGUAGAACCAAGUGUUAAACACAGCCUCACCUUAUGUGAGAACCCUCACUUCUCGCCAUCUGUCCUCAGACAUGAAGAAGGACUUGUAACUUCUCCAAGGUCCAAACUAUCAAGCUCACCUUAUGUACAAUUAGCAGAUAAAAAAAACUAGAGUUUGCACAUUUGAAGGCUGCUGGGUUUUUUGUUUUUGCCUUAGCUAUAUUAUCUAAGUAAUUAGGACACCAGACACGGAUAGAGUGCCAGUCACGUCGUUUGAGCAUCGAGUAUGGUUUUAGAGAUUCAAGGUGGCGUCUCUGGUUUGGUCUACCCAAAUCUGCAGCUGUGGAUUUUUACUCCCAGGACAAAAUAUGAACUUGGCAAGAGCAACAAAACGGAGAUUUCAAUUAAACAAUGUCGAAGAGGCAAGUGUAUCUGAAAGCGUUUUUCAUUAAUUCUUAGCCGUUCCUGAAAGUUUAUCCUAACUCUGAUAACUUAGGCCAGAGCCCGAUAGCCAUAUUUAGCUUGUUAAAAUUUUAUUUCAGCAAAGGGUCUUCUUCCUCCUUCUGGCAGCCCAGGAAGAACCAACAUUGCCUGGGAAGUUUAAAAACUUUGUAUCUACUUUCUUACUAAUGCCAAAGUGGGUGCCUCACCAAAACUCCACCAUCCCUCCUGGUACCUGGAAGUGGGAAGUUCCCCUAGUCCUGACAGUUUUUCCCUCAAUGUUUGAGAGGAUUUACUGUUAUUAUUUUCAACAUUCCUCUUGGUGUAGUGGCAUUUUAAAAACUUAAUAUAGUUUCUCAGUAAUAAAAUUUUAAAAAUUUAUUUGUUAUUAUAUUUUUAGUAAAUAAAAUAAAUCUUUUUUAAGAAUUUAUUAAUGUAUUUUUAAAUACAAGCCAAUUAAUUUUUUUUUUUUUUGUCCUUAAUGGUAUUUCCUUGCUUGAUUUAAGAAGUUUUCCCAGCAAUUUUUUUUAAGUUAAAAUGUCCCUUCAGGAGGACACACCAGGUUUAUUUGUGGGCUUCGGGAGACCCUGGCACACUGCUCUACCCCAGGAGCAAACUUUGGCCAGUUGGAGAGUUGAGGGGAAGUGCCCUUCAGCUCUCAGUCUCAGGAUAACCUUCCCACAAGGCUUUUUCAUUUACUAACAACCUCUAACGAGGUUGCCUUAGCUACACUUAGAGCCUGCCCUUUCUGAAAGCUUGAUUUAAAGUGACCACUUCCUUCAGAACAAAACAGCAGUCUGUCCCGAGAGAACACAUGUUAUUGGUGCCAUUAGACAAGCGAUAGCAUCUGAGUUUCAGAAAAACCUUUUUUCGCCCCUUCCUUUCUCUCUCUCUUUUUUCCUUCUUUAUUGCUACUGUUUAGCAAAUCCACUGAUGAUUGGCCAGAAGAUAUUUCUUUCUUUUCUGUCAGCUGGGAGGUCACGUAUUCCACCAGUCCAGAAGAAACCCAAAAAGUGAAAAAUGUCUUUUGGGUUGGAAUCAAAAAAGAUGAACCAAGAAUCACUGGUGAGGAGCUUGGCUAGAAGUGAUGAGGUCCGCCCUGGUUUCAGGUUUAGAGAUUAGUGUCACAGGAAUCUCCCCCAUGAGCCUCUCUCCUGACUAACACCCUUUCAGCUCAACAGUAAAGGGUAACUGUCUGGUUUUUAUUGCAAAGGAAUAAGGCAAGAGACCACCCAGACAAAACUCAGGUUUGCUUCCUUCACCUCCACAAAAUUAACUGGAACAAAAUAGAUGUUGAGUGGCUGGGUAUAUAUACUCUUUUUUUUAUUUUUUUUCAUCAAGUCAACUAAACGCUCAUUUUCUAGAGGAACACUGUCCUUACAGACUACAGCUGGGUGUGAUGAGAAUAGGGCUUGAGCAGCAUCUUGUCCCAAUUACUCAAAUGAGAGUGGUGUAUGUGAAGUCUUUGUAAAAAAAAAAAGAAAAAAAAAAAACUUUAAAGCACUCUAUAAUUUUA